Molecule: messenger RNA, 2121 nt
Organism: Pyrus x bretschneideri (Chinese white pear)
Lineage: Eukaryota; Viridiplantae; Streptophyta; Magnoliopsida; Rosales; Rosaceae
Product: L-ascorbate oxidase homolog
Exons: 3
Coding region: 132-1790 (552 amino acids)
Molecular function (GO): copper ion binding; oxidoreductase activity
Source: RefSeq, a predicted model, not a curated record
AACAAUAGCAAAAGAAGACAAUCAUCGUCUUCCAAUUCACUACUGAUACAAAAUAUAUAGAAAUAGAGAGAGACAGAGAAAGAGGCAUCGAUUUGUGCGUGUGGAUGUGCAUGUAAUAAAUUAUAAAAAAGAUGUCUGGGAUGAUGCUUGUGCUGCUGCUAUGCCUUUCAGUGGGGACAAUGUCGGUAGUCCACUGUGGAGAUCCUACCAUUUUCUUCACAUGGAAUGUGACCUACGGAACCCUCUCACCCCUUGGAGUUCCCCAGCAAGUCAUUCUCAUAAAUGGCCAAUUUCCUGGACCCAACAUUAACUCCACCACCAACAACAACGUUAUCGUCAACGUCUUCAAUAACCUUGACGAGCCAUUCCUCAUCACAUGGGUGGGUGUCCAGCAGAGGAAGAAUUCAUGGCAAGAUGGAGUUCUUGGAACCAUGUGCCCCAUCCCCCCCGGAACGAACUACACCUACAAAUUCCAAGUCAAGGAUCAGAUUGGAAGCUUCAUGUACUACCCUGUAACGGCCAUGCAUAGGGCAGCCGGUGCCUUUGGAGGCCUCCGCAUCAACAGCCGUAAUUUGAUUCCCGUUCCUUACGCUGCUCCCGAGGAUGAUUACACUGUCAUGAUCGGUGACUGGUACUCCAAAAGCCAUAGUCAACUCAAGAAAUUCUUGGACAGCGGCCGCGCCAUGGCCAGGCCUGACGGCGUCCUCAUUAACGGCAAAUCAGCAAAAGGAGAUGGCAAGGACGAGCCACUUUUCACCAUGAAGGCUGGCAAAACUUACAAGUACAGGAUCUGCAACGUGGGGCUCAAGAACUCCCUCAACUUUAGGAUCCAAGGCCACCAAAUGAAGCUUGUUGAGACGGAGGGCUCCCACACCGUCCAAAACACCUACGAUUCGCUUGAUGUGCAUAUUGGCCAAUGCUUUGCGGUGCUUGUCACAGCUGACAAGGAGCCCAAAGACUACUAUAUGGUGGCUUCCACCCGGUUCUCCAAGAGUGUGCUCACCGGCAAAGGCAUCAUCCGCUACGAAAAUGGUAAGGGACCCGCCUCCCCUGAAGUCCCAAAGGCUCCCGUAGGAUGGGCCUGGUCUCUCAACCAGUUUCGUUCCUUCCGCUGGAACCUCACUGCCAGCGCUGCCAGGCCUAACCCUCAGGGCUCCUACCACUAUGGAAAGAUUAACAUCACCCGCACCAUCAAGCUCAUCAACUCUGCUAGCAAGGCCGACGGGAAGCUUCGCUAUGCCAUCAACGGAAUCUCCCACGUGGACCCUGAAACCCCACUCAAGUUGGCCGACUACUAUGGAAUCCGUGAGAAGGUCUUCAAGUUCGACACCAUGAAGGUUGAUCCCCAGUCGACACCUGCAGAAAAGAUCACCAUGGAACCCAAUGUUCUUAAUAUAACAAUCAAAGACUUCGUGGAGAUCAUCUUUGAGAACCCCGAGAAGAGCCUCCAGACAUGGCAUUUGAACGGAUACGCCUUCUUCGCUGUCGCCGUGGAGCCCGGGAAGUGGACCCCAGAAAAGAGGAAGAACUACAACCUUCUCGACGCCGUGAGCAGGCACACCAUCCAAGUGUUCCCCAAAUCUUGGGCUGCCAUCCUGCUGACAUUCGACAACGCCGGAAUGUGGAAUCUUAGGUCAGAGCAGCCGGAGAGGCGCUACCUAGGACAACAGCUCUACGUGGGAGUUGAAAAUAUUAAACGCUCCCUCAGGAAUGAGUACAAUAUGCCAGACACUGCCCUUGUCUGUGGCCUCGUCAAGGGCAUGCCUAAGCCCCCGCCUUACAGCACGUAAGAUAUUUCACCGCCAUGCUAUGCCGCUUCACACUAGCUAUAUAUGACAUAGAUACCAGCAUGGAUGGAGAUGACAGCGGGGGAUUCGAAUAGUGUGCGCGUGUGAGACAGGAGAGAUCAUUACAAUUUAUGUAUUUCUUCGCAGCUAAUUUAAGCAAACAAAGUUAGGGAACGGUAAAGAAUAAGGGCUGGAAUGUAUGCCAUUAAAUUUUCCUAUCAGAUAAAAUAAAAGAGAAGAAAUCCCAUUAAAUUUUUGUACUUUCAUUUAAUUUGGAAUUUUUUUAUCAUCUCCCUUUUGUACAAGAUUUUAUCAUUAAUAGCCAAAUUUUAUG